Molecule: messenger RNA, 1146 nt
Organism: Saccharomyces cerevisiae S288C
Lineage: Eukaryota; Fungi; Ascomycota; Saccharomycetes; Saccharomycetales; Saccharomycetaceae
Gene: COS6
Product: Cos6p
Exons: 1
Coding region: 1-1146 (381 amino acids)
Cellular component (GO): membrane
Source: RefSeq, marked reviewed
AUGAAAGAGAAUGAACUUAAAAAUGAGAAGAGUGUAGAUGUAUUAUCCGUCAAACAGCUCGAAUCCCAAAAGACUGUUCUACCUCAAGAUCUUUUCAGAAGCAGCUUUACCUGGUUUUGUUAUGAAAUUUACAAGUCCUUAGUGUUUCGCAUCUGGAUGCUAUUAUGGCUACCACUUAGCGUCUGGUGGAAACUUUCCAACAAUUGGAUUUACCCGCUUAUGGUUUCACUUCUUGUCCUGUUUUGGGGACCAGUAUUUGUUCUUGUUAUUUUUAGACUUUCUCGUAAACGUUCCUUAUCGAAACAACUCACUCAGUUUUGCAAAGAGAUUACUAAAAACACACCAAGUUCGGAUCCUCAUGAUUGGGAAGUCGUUGCAGCAAAUCUAAAUUCGUACUUCUAUGAAAAUAAGGCUUGGAAUACCAAGUACUUUUUUUUCAGUGCCAUGAGCUGCCAAGAAGCAUUCAGAACAACCCUUCUCGAACCCUUCUCUUUGAAAAAAGACGAAGCUGCCAAGGUUAAGUCAUUUAAGGAUUCCGUCCCUUACAUUGAAGAAGCAUUGGAAGUUUAUUUUACAGAAGUUGAAAAACAAUGGAAGUUGUUUAAUUCUGAGAAAUCAUGGAGCCCUGUUGGCCUGGAAGAUGCUAAACUUCCCAAGGAAGCUUACCGAUUUAAGCUUACCUGGGUUCUCAAAAGGAUUUUCAACCGGCGGUGUUUACCACUCUUCCUUUUUUAUUUGCAUAAUGUCUUCAUUUCACGAAAUGAUGGCACUAUAGCACGUCCCUUGUUUCUUGUGGUGCUGUUUUUUAUCAUGACGAGAGAUUUCCGGAAUAUGAGGAUGAUCGUUUUAUCCGUGAAAAUGGAACACAAGAUGCAGUUUUUAUCGACUAUUAUAAAUGAGCAAGAAAGUGGUGCAAAUGGAUGGGACGAAAUUGCAAAGAAAAUGAAUAGGUACUUGUUUGAGAAAAAAGUCUGGAAGAAUGAAGAGUUUUUCUUUGACGGGAUUGACUGUGAAUGGUUUUUUAGCCACUUCUUCUACCGCGUUCUCUCUGCAAAGAAAUCUAUGCGGGCUCUAUCAUUGAAUGUGGAACUAUGGCCAUAUAUUAAAGAAGCGCAAUUAUCCUGCAGUGAGGAGUCCUUAGCGUAA